AAAUAAUUCAGUCCGUACGAAAAUCAAUUAUGGCUGAUUUACAAAUUAGACAGAUAUGUGAACGCCUCACAAAAGGCGAUUUGGAAUGUUUACCCAAGCCAGAAUCAUCAAUAUUUAGAAUAUUCUUAAGCUCAACCUUUACGGAUAUGACAAUAGAGCGAAAUGAACUCAUGCAGAAAUCCUUUCCUGUCUUGAAAAAUUAUUGCAGAAAACUAGGGUAUGACUUCCAGGUUGCAGACAUGAGGUGGGGAGUGAGAGAUGAUGCCCAGGAUGAUCAUCAGACAACUGCACUUUGCCUCAAGGAAAUCAAAAACUGCCAGAAAAUCUCAAAAGGAAUAAAUUUUGUGGCAUUCCUAGGCAACAGAUAUGGUACAAGGCCCAUGCCCAAUGAGAUUCCUGCUGGAGAGUUUAAUACACUGACAACUGCUUGCUUCAAGCUACAAUUAGACGUUUCCUUACUUCAUGAAUGGUACAAACUUGAUGAAAAUGCAGUGCCAUCUGUAUAUCUCCUCCAAACCAUAUCAUCAAAGCUCCAGUAUUAUAAUGAUGAUGAUCCAAAUAAUUCUGAACUAAAGCAAAAGGAUCGGGCAGAAUGGGCUGAUAUUAAUGAUCGGCUGACAAGAACAUUGAGAGCUGCAGCCAAUAAAGCUUACAAGGAAAAGAACCUUGAUCCAGAACUGGGCCAGAAAUAUUUCAUUUCAGUAACUGAACAGGAGAUUGUGAGUGGCCUCCUUGAAGCAGAAGAUGUCAAUACCAAUGUUCUGUGCUACAUCAGAGAGUUUGACAACAUUAACAUCAAUCAUACAAAAGCAGUGCGCUUCGUAGAUUUAACAGAAGAAUGGGAACCUGAUGGUGAGGCUCAAUACUUCCUUGCAGAACUCAAAGACACAAAAAUACCAGAUAUUUUAUCAAAUAAGAACAUAACCACAAAUCUAGUUGACUGGCAGCCUAUUGGGAUUGAUGAGAAUCACGAGAAACAUGUUAAAUAUUUGGAAAAAUUGACCAAUAGUUUUACAGAACACACAAAACGACUUAUUGAUGGGAAGUUGUCUGAAGGGACAAUGUUUAAAGUUGACAAUCGACUGUAUACUGAAAUUCUACAUCAUUUACAUUUCUGCAGUGAUAAGAUCCAAAUAUUCUGUGGGAGGGAAGAAAUACUGAACGAAAUAAAGGCCUGUUUAUCAAAGACAUAUGAAAACAAACAGCUAGAUGAAACAAAGAAUGAAACAAAGGAUGAAAAGAAGGCCCUGAUAUAUAAUGAAACUCCAGAGCUGGAAGAAGACAAUGAAUCUGAUGAAGACAAUGACUCUGAAGAAGAUGAUGAAGCUGAAAAAGAGCAAGCAACUGAAGAUAAAUCCCAUGAAGUUCCCCCAGAAGAGAGAGAUUUCUACAAACAGCGCAAUAUAGGAGUGUCCAUGCAGUUAGAAGAAAAUGCUGAAUUACAGUUCAAUGCUCAGCAAGGCGCAGCCUUUAUGUCUGCUAUGGAGAAUCUACCUCCUCUAACAGAAUACAACAAACCCAUUGUAAUACAUGGACAAUCUGGGAGUGGAAAAACUGCCCUGGUUGCCAAGGUCCACCAGCUUAUUCCUAAGUGGUUAGGAUCCAACUGUGUACGUGUAAUCAGGUUCUUAGGAACAUCAGCUGAAUGUACUAACAUCAAAGAAACACUCUUGAGUAUCAUUGCCCAGAUUAUAAAGGCAUAUGACUUAGAUGAUAGUAACACUAAGAGUCUUGUUGAAUCAGUUGACAGCAUCUCAGAGAUUAGCCAAAUCUUCAAUUGGAUCAUGAGGAAGAUCAGCCCAGAUAAGCCUCUGGUGAUCAUUUUGGAUUCCCUUGAUCAGCUAUCCUCACAGGGUCUGCCACAUCAUCUUCACUGGCUACCACCCCUCUUUCCCACUCAUGUACAUAUCAUUCUAUCCUGUUUUCCUGAUAACAGCAAAUACAAUUUCCUCGCAAGUGCAAAGAAGUUCAUUGAAGACCCCAAUCGUUUCAUUGAGAUUCCAGCACUUGAAUAUGAUACUGCUAGUGAGAUUCUAGACAUGUGGCUGAAGGAUACAAGUCGUACCAUUACUGCUGAACAAAAUGAGUUCAUAUUGGAGAUCUACAAGAAGCAUCAGCAGCCACUCUUUCUGAAGUUAUUAUUCCACAAGGCAGCCUUAUGGAAGUCAUAUACCAGAGUGUAUGAAGUGAGAUUGGGACACAAUGUCAGACAGGCCAUUGAUGAACUAUUUGAAGAUCUUGAGAAAAAACAUGGAACAAUUCUUGUACAGAAAGCCUUGGGCUAUUUGACUGCAUCCAAGUCUGGAUUAAGUGAGACAGAAAUGGAGGAUGUUCUCUCACUGAGUGAUGAAGUGCUCCAGGAUACAUACCUUUAUCACCUACCUCCCAAUGAAAAACUCAUCCAUCUUCCUCCUUUGCUAUGGACCCGUAUUGUCAAUGAUAUCGGACAGUACUUUGUGACAAGGAAAUCAGAUGAUGAAACUGUGAAUGUGUGGUACCAUAGACAGUUCCAUGAGGCAGCACGAGAGAGGUACUUGCGCACCUCUCUGGACAGUAAAAACACACUACAUGUGGAACUGGCAGAUUAUUUCAAGGGUACCUGGGGAGAACAAGUGAAACCACUUGAGCUGUAUAAAGUAAAGAAAGGAGUAUAUCCGGAUGCAGAUAGAAAGGUCUCAAGCCAACCAUUGCAAUACUCUACUGAGGGUGUGGGUUUAUUCAAUAAGCGCAAGAUGAGUGAGCUUCCAUACCAUUUAGUCCACAGCAAACAACUUAGGUAUAUUGUGGAGGAGAUUGUGUGCAAUUUUGACUGGCUAUACUGCAGAUGUGUUGCCUCUGGUAUAGGAGAAAUACUCAAUGAUAUCAAAUACAUCCUGAGUGUGAUAGAAGAGGAGGGUUUAGGAGUAGAGUAUACAGAGGAGACCAAUGAUAUAGAGUUUAUACACAGCCUUCUUCUACUCUCUAAGGACGUCUGUAAGAGAAACGUCAAGAUGCUGGCUGUUCAGAUAAUUGGAAGACUUGGUACAAGUCAUCAUAAGAAUUACUCCAAGGAUAUCAAAUCACUUAUAGAGGGGGCUAAAACUUGGUUGGCUUCAGUGGAGACACCUAUGUUGGUUCCCAGUGACAAAUGCAUGUUCUCACCAGGAAUGUUGGUUACAAUGUUCAACAUGGUCUUCACACACCCUGGAGAUCCCACUCCGAAGAAUGUAUUUUUCUUCAACAAGAGCUCCACAAGGUUGAUCAGUUGUGAAUUCAUCCGGAACAGAGGUAGCCUUAUACACAACCAAGACCUCAGCAAUUAUGGUGCAACAAUCACCUCAGAUCACAUUAAGAGUCCUGUCCGGGCACUCAAAUUCAUGGCCAAUGAGAGAUAUGUGCACCAUGAGAUAUGGGAUGUGAAAGACAAGUACGACCCUAAGACACAUGACAUGUUGUUGGAUACCACAACGCAAAGUUGGCUCUCCUUGCCAACUAGGAGAGGGGUCGUCUCAGAGGGUGGCAGGUUUAUCGCUUUCUAUGGAGGUUCCAAAGCAGAUCCCUCAAAAGAUGGCUAUGUGUGCAUAUUGGAUACAAUGAGAGUUGCUUUCUCACUAAAAGAUCAGGGAAAAACUCUUCUAGUGCUCUUCUCUGCUGAUGAGAAAUAUCUGGUUGCAAGGACUAAGGAUGUAAUCCAUAUAUGGAGCUUGGAGAGGCAAAUACGCCUACACACAAUAGGCAAAGAUUCAGGAGAAUAUUCAUUUUACGGGGACCCAGAUUUUUCUGGUGUGACAUUUCUGUUAGCAGACUAUACACUAGUUUUCCCCAAGAUGGGCUAUUCUAAUGAAGGCACACUGACUGCAUACAAUAUUGAAACAGGGAAGAAUUUAUUUGAAACUGAGUCUGAAGGGGACAAAGAUGGUCACUAUGGGAUCAACAUAAUUUGCUUUGAUUCAGUUUACAAGCGAGUGGCAACAGCAUCUUCAAGUGGUGGGAUUGUCAAUGGAAUCCGUGACAAGCCAGUAAGUGUGUGGAAUAUGCAGAAUGGAAAGCUGAUGUCCCUUGUCAAACAAAACAAAUGGCAUCACAAUACAAUAGUCAUAGCGGGUACAAAUGACCAGUUUCUUUUGUCAACUCCUAACCCAAAAGGCCAUAUCCUCAUCCAUUAUAUAGGAACAUUCAAUAAACCUUGUUCUAAUGGGGUUUUGGUCUAUACCUUAACGUACCAUUCCGAGGUUGUGUUUCAAAUUGGUUUGACUGCAGACAGCACCAAUAUGGUAACUGCUGGCCGUGACAAUGUUUUAAGGCUAUGGAACUGGGGGAAUAUUGAAAUGGAAUGUAACUCACGUGUAGAAGAACUGGGUGAGAGGAUUACUGAAGUAGAGGCUUAUCCUGAAGACACUAUGUGUGAAGCUGCAGCCGUUGUCCUCUCCAGUCAAUACAGAUUAGCUAUUAUAGCAUUGAGAGAUGGCACUAUCCUCUUCCACGAUGUAGACAGCAAUGAGAUGGAGAACUCCAUUAAGUUAGACUUGGAGUCAGUGUCCCACAUGAUUCUAGCAGAUGAUGGCCAAAGACUGGUGGUGACGGGUUCAUACUCCAAGAAAGCAAUGGUCGUCAAUAUUAACACUAGAGAGGUAGAUCAUGUCUUGAUUAGUCCCAAGAAAGGCUCUGGAGAGGGAGGCAAUUCAAUCUCCUGUGUAGCAGAACAUAAUGGUGUAUGUGUAAUAGGCCAGGGGGGCAUGGCAUGCUAUGGUGUUGUAUGGGAUAUCAACACAGGGAGACACAUCUCCACAAUGGAAGGACUGUAUGGGUUUGGCAAUGUGACAAUCACACAAGAUGCAACCAAGGUGAUCACAACUUUCUUCGAGUUUCCUAUGGUGUUUAAUGUUUCUACAGGGGAAACAGAGUCAGACAUGGAUGAUACAGACGUCAUGAUGUCUGGGGCCUCUUGCGUAGUCCUCAGCCCUGGGGAUAGAUACUGUGCUGUUGGGAGUUCUGAUGGAUCAGUGCGAGUGAUGGACAUAGCCACACGCAAGUACAAGUUUAAAAUGCAGCACAAAUCCUCAGUGAAAGUAUGCGAAUUCACAAAUGAUAACCAGGCUCUUGUAACAGCUGCAUUCUGCCAUCUAUUGGUCUGGAAUCUAAAUAAUGGCCAACUCAUGCGUAUGCUAACAUGUCACACAGCAUUCAUUAAUGACAUGAUCUCAACUCUUGGUGGCCGUUGCCUCGUAACAUCAGGCGAGGAUCAUCGAAUUGUCAUCUGGAACAAGAAAGAACAGAAAUCCAUCACUAUAUUUGAAGGACAAAGUAGGAUAGAUCUGAUUGCCGUGAGCAAGGAUAUGUCAUAUAUUGCCUUUGUGCCAAAUAAUAUCAGUCACAUGUGCCUGCUGAAGCCUAAUAAGGCGUUGGGAGAGGCCAUGGGGGGUCAGCAUGAAUAUAAGGUACCAAAGAGUUUGAUACAAGCCCAAGCAUAUGCCAUGGCUUUCUCAGGCUUGAGAGUGCAAAAGAAAACAAGCCAGGCGUGUUGUAUUAUUUAGGACUGUGUGCAACAAAAGUAUUCUAGAUGUUCUGUUCUCUUUUAAGCCUUGCCUAACAGGCAUUUAAUCCUCAUUGCUUUCAGAAAAAAAUAUAUAUAUAAUAGUGAAUUCUGCUGGUGCUGCCAUCUUUAUAUCAGCCCAAAACCUUUUGUGUCCUCAAAACUGACGCAAAUAAUGACAAGCAAAAUUUUACUUAUAACAAAUUAAUAUUCCUAUUAUGGGAUCAAGGGACAUAACCAUGUAACCCAUAGCUAGUUCUCUUUCAUUUUAGUUAUGUAAGAAGCAGAUAUUUUAUCUGAAAUUGUGAUUCCUGAUCACCUUACUCAAACCCAGGCUUUGCAGUAGAUGUAUCUAUUUACCCGAUUAUCCAGUGACUCGAUAUACGGAUAAUAAGGUCCAAAUAAUUAAAUACUUGUGAAUAGGUGAUACUAUGCCUACAUUCCCAGGAUGAUUGGCUCAUUAUAUGGGAAGCAAGGCAACAUGAUUAACAUUGCAUUGUAAAUUAAAUCCUCCAUCUGAAUGGAAUGACAAUGCCAUUGUAUUAGGGUCAGUUGAAGAGUAAUCUACUUACAUAGGCCAAAAUAACUAACUCUCAUUAACUCAUGGUAACCGCAGGAAAAAUACAUCAGUUGCUGUGACAUGAAAUAUUCUUAAUUUUUGCCCAAACGAUAGUGCUUUCAAAAUUUGGCUCAUGUAUCUCUAAGUAUAUGACAGUAUGAAUAGCUCAGUGAG
This is a messenger RNA of Owenia fusiformis, 6245 nucleotides long. NCBI's taxonomy places the organism in Eukaryota, Metazoa, Annelida, Polychaeta, Sabellida, Oweniidae. The record is from the annotation of a GenBank genome assembly.